Messenger RNA from Dicentrarchus labrax (European seabass), 6791 nucleotides. It is a transcript of the gene radil2a, whose product is annotated as Ras association and DIL domains 2a. NCBI's taxonomy places the organism in Eukaryota, Metazoa, Chordata, Actinopteri, Moronidae. Gene Ontology annotation, cellular component: microtubule. Gene Ontology annotation, molecular function: GTPase binding. The transcript has 16 exons. The record is from RefSeq and is a predicted model, not a curated record. Bases 308 to 3811 code for a protein of 1167 amino acids. Gene Ontology annotation, biological process: signal transduction; substrate adhesion-dependent cell spreading; neural crest cell migration.
AGGUCCCGGUUCAUUCAGUCCCUGGCGGAGAUAACGGACCUCUCGGUCGUUAUGGACCCGGUGUGCGCUCGGUUCGGGUCUCCGGUGCUCAGAAACGGACAAACUGUGAGUGAAAAUGUCUCCGGUUGUUUUCACUUUGGAUUUAAUCUGCAAGAAAACUGAUCCUGAAGUUUGAGGAGCUGCUUUUGGUUUUCCUUUAACGUGGGGAUGUGACGUUAGUUUGUUUUUUUGUUUUUUUGUUUGUUUGUUUGUGUUUACGUGAAUUUAAAAAAAACUAAAAACAACGACAACAAAAAAUAACCCAAUAAUGAUUUCGGAGGAGAGAAGCAGCCACGUUCAUAAACAAGCCCUGAACUUCCCGGUGGGUUUAUUGAUCCGCUCUCCAAAGAAGCGCCUGGCCAAGCUGGGGAGGAAACCCAGCAAUGGAUCUGUACAGUCCAACAACUCGGACAGCACCGUCCGCUCCACGGAGAGCGUGGGCGUCCGGCAGCCAGCCAAGAGCAAAAUUCGCCGCCACAAUAACAGGCUUUCCACUGUUUUCAACCACAGCCCCAACCUGCGUGACGCUGCACGCCGCGGCCAGGCGCCGGGCGGCGGGAGCCUUCCCGGCGACCUGCAGGCUGCAGACGACCCGGCUGAGCUGUCCAGUCAAAUGUCUGUCCCCGGCAUCCUGAAGGUCUUCGGCAGCGACAUCUGUCAGGGGACCAACUAUAAGAGCGUGCUGGCCACAACGCAGUCCAGUGCGAAGGAGCUGGUGAAGGAGGCCUUGGAGAGGUACUGUCUGGAGAAAGAAGACGCCAGCGACUACGUGCUCUGUGACGUGAUCGGCCAGACGGGCGCGGACAACCAGUGGAAGAGGGAGUGUUUCCGGGUGGUGGGAGACCACGAGAAGCCCCUCAUGCUGCAGUCGCUGUGGAAACCAAAGGAGGGCUUCUCCAGGCGCUUCGAAAUCCAGCUGCGAGCGAGCGUUGAGGAGCAAAGUUUGAAGGACAGGGACACAGUAACAGCAGGGAUCAACGCUCAGGCUCGUAAACUGCAGAAGAGCCGCUCCAGAGUGACCUCGCUGUUUGUGGACGGCAGCGGCGAGGACGUGGAUGGACUCGGUAUCUGGAGAAGUCUGAGCGAGAUGGAUCUGUCUGCGAUGGGGAAGGAGGCCAACCGGGCCCGGCAGAACGCACUCAGGGAGGAUCCCGAGGCCGAGGCCGAUAAGGACGUCCUGCGGCUCGGUAUGGAGAAGGAGGAGACGGAGAGCAGCGACGACAACACCACCCAGUACUCCAUUCACCCGCCAUUCGACUUCCCCUACUUCCUCCUGCUGCAGGGCUACAGCCACAGACAGGAUUUCGUCAUCUACCUGAUGAGUGGAACCACCACCAUCUUCGGCUGCUGCAGGGAGCACUGUAACGGAGAGGAUGAGGAGAGAUUAAAUGUCGACAUCCUUCUCUUCGCCCCCGAUGUGUUGCCCCAGCACUGCUGCGUCAGACGCCUGGACUCCAACAACCCAACCUCCACAGGGGAGCACAGAAAGACACUGACGAUGCUGAAGCCCCUCCACGGCGCUCCUGUGACCAGAAAUGGUUUCCUCCUUAAAGAGGAGGUGGAACUGAAUCCAGGGGACUUGGUUGGCUUGGGGAAACACUAUCUGUUCAUGUUUAAGGAUCCUACCUGCACAUCAGGAUCCCUCCAGACUCCUCCUUGGAUGACCAGACUCUGCCCGAACUCUGACGCAAAGACGUCGUCCUCAUGUUUAUCGUGCGGCUCCGCUCUCACUGUCACACGGCUCCAGAGGAAGCCGUUACCGCCUCGCUGGAGGGACCUGGAAGGCACAGAGGCUUUGGUGAGCUAUGAGCUGGAGCAGGAGGAGAGGGUCCUGCAGGAGAUUUUGGAUAUGUUGGACGCAAGUGGAAAUGAACCAAAGCUGACGCCUGCUUUCCUGCUGAGCCUGUGCAUCCAGCACUCAGCGUCCACGUUCCAGCUGACACACUUCAGACAGCUGCUGCUCCGGAUAGCCAGCCAGAUCCAGCUUGUUAUGUGGGAGAAGACAAAGGAACUUGCAGCAAUCCAGCCAGAAACGAGCUCCAGUGACGGGCAGCCUGAGCACCUCCAGCUGCUCAGCAUGCAGGAGCUGAUCCCGGGUCUGCAGCCUCUGGUGCUGUGGAUGGCCAACUCCAUUGAACUGCUGCACUUCAUCCAACAUGAAGUCCCUCAGCUGCUGCCCUGGAGGCAGGACCAAGAGGACGAAGGUCUGUUGGACGCUGAGAUGUCCUCCACUCGGAUAGCCUGUGAGGAAGCCAUGACGGUCCUGGAGGAAGUCAUCAUGUUCACCUUCCAGCAGUCCGUCUACUAUCUAACAAAGAGUAUGUAUUCAGCCUUGCCCGGGCUGCUGGAUGGGAACCCGUUCUCAGAGGGGGGUCAGCUGCGAGUUCCCGACGGACUCGACGGCAUCCUGGAGGUGCUGAAGGAGGCGCUGAAGCUUCUCACAGCCUUCCAGGUCCAUCCAGACAUCUCACUGCAGCUCUGUGCCUACCUGUUCUUCUUCAUCAAUGCAUCGCUGUUCAACGCCCUCAUGGAGAGAGGAUCAGUCGCUGGGUUCUACCAGUGGUCCAGAGGCGUUCAGAUCCGGGCCAACAUGGACCUGCUGAUGGACUGGAUCCAGAGUAUCGGUCUCGGCGAUCUGGCCACCGAGUUCUUCCAGAAGCUUUCCGCCGCCGUCAAUCUGCUGGCCACACCCAAAGAAACCCUCCUGCAGGCGUCCUGGGCUUCUCUCAGGACGGAGUUUGCCGCCCUGAAUCCAGCUCAGCUUCAUCACACGCUGAGGGAGUACAGCUCUGGUAAAGCCUGUCCCACCGGAUGGACGCCGUCAGCGGAGGACGCGGAGGACGCCGUCAGGACGGCCGACAUCCUGGAGAGCUUCGACAACCACCCGCCGCUCAUCCUGCCCAGCAGCACGUUUCACCUGGAGCUGGGUAAACCCCUCGUGGAGCCGGCUCUGUUUGAGCAGCUCGCUCAUCUGCAGGAGUUCAUACGCCGCCUCCCCCGCGGCGAAACCCAAGCCGAGCCCGAUGUGGAGCAACAGACCACAGACAGCCAGUCUGCGACCUCGCCCUCCGUCAGAGUCUUCCAGGAUCCGGCCCAUCAGGUGGUCUCUGACCCGGUUACCUGCUCCUCGCCGGAGGCAGACCUGGACUGUACCUCCCCUGCGGAGCCGGCUCAGGCCCGAGGAUCUCAUGGCGACCUGAGCAGCUGCGAGGCAGUUCUGACCCAGAAGCUGAAGAGCCUGGAGCUGCAGAACACCCUCCCAGGACAGGCUGACCUGGUCUACCACAAGAGCCUGGCUCUGGACCCGUCCUGCCUGCUGACGCCGCCCAACACCCCGCAGGGUAUGGAGCUGGCUGAGCUGGAGGCGGAUCUGCAGGAGGGCGCUCGCCAACAGAAGAAAGCCGUCGGAUACGCUGAGUGGAAGACGGAGAAUGUGGAGGAGGAAGAAGAGGAAGACAGAGAGGAAGUGUUCACGGUGGAGCUGCGAAGAGGACCUCAUGGUCUCGGACUGGCGCUCGUGGACGGGAUGAGAACGCAGCUGAGAAUGAGCGGCAUCUACGUGAAGUCAGUGGUUCCCGACUCUCCCGCCGCUCAGUGUCAGAAACUGAGGACGGGCGACCGCGUCCUGGCGGUUAACGGCAUCAGCCUGGUCGGUAUGGAGUACAACACCGGCAGAGAACUGAUUCGAUCGUCGGGAGACUCUCUCCGACUGCUGGUGGCCAAGAUCGACCCAAAGACGAGCGGCAAGGAUUCGACUACGACUAAAUGCUGAAGGGAGCGGCCGAGGCGGGCGAUCAAGUGCAAUUGGGAAUACUGGAGGAACGUUUUGGUUCAUCCUUCCAGCCGCUUCCAGAGUCAGUGUUUCCCCCCCCCCCGACUCCCAACCAAAGGAAAACACACUUCUUGCUUCUCCUUUCAGACUUAUUGUGUUUUCUGCGUAACGAGCAACGAGACAAUCGACCCCCAGAGGCAGGACGGACUCGUAGCUGGCAGAUGGGACGGUCAGGACGAGUUUUUAAAAGCUCAAUUUGCUGCCGCAGCUUCUUUUUCUGGCCUAUAAACAAACUCCUCGUAAACCGUGAGCUGAAAAACCAGCUGGAACAUGUAUUUGAAUGUCUGAGUACUCGGUUUUCUGUCUGCCCACCGAAGGAUCGGCUCCAGGAUCGAGACUCGUGUCUGACAUUAACUGGAAUUACUUUUUAAAAUCAUGGGUUUUUAUGGCUAUUUAAAAAACUGUGAACCAACAUAAAACCCGUCAUUUGUGAGGGAAAUCCUAAGUAAAGGAAUCUUUUUCCAUCAAAGAUAUUUUUGUUAAUAUUCUCUCUUCUUUUUUUUUGCUUCCCCCCCCCAAAAAAAGCUGAAUUAUUUCAACUCACUGGGAGAUUUAUUUUUUAGAAACUAUGAUUUUCUUUUAAUAGUUGGGCAUUUUUACUGUGGCCUUCAGAGCGGCGUACACAUCUUUUACACUUUUAUAUCACAAUAAAUGCUGUUUAUGAAAAGUUCUGUUACAAGCAAACAGUAAUAAUAAAUGAUCAGGUUAAAAAAAAAAACUGGAAAAAGAUUUUUAAACUGCAAAUUUUUUGUGAUUUUUCAUGCUUUUAAACAGACUGAAGGAUUACAUGCUCCUCUUUAAAGCAACACUAUGGAAGAUUUGGUACUUCCAGAUAUAAUACUACUGUCGUAACUAUCUACAGCUGUAAUUACCUGCUUCUUGUGGCCGAAACAGAUGAAAUUAUUUCACAUUUUUUAAUUUUUAAAGGUUCAUAACCUGUAGUUUUUACAUACCUGAGGGUCAGAAAGGUUCAGAUUUAGUGAGCAAAGAUGGAUGAUUUAAUAUUUCAGAGCUCUGUUCAAACCAAAUCUAUUAAUCUAUUAAUGAGUUCUGAUGCUUCAAAAUGUUCAUUUUAUUCCAGUAAAGUUUAUCCAAAAAACACACUUUAGCUUCCAUAGAACAAUAGUUUCAAUUUUAAAAUAAAUUAUUAUUAAUAUCAACCAAUAAUUUAUCAGCUGUAAUUUGAUCUUUGAUGAUCUAGAUAAUUUAUAAUAUUUGAUCUGUCUCAGUAUUAUUGUGCAUCCCUUUUCUUCGCCUCAGCCGUUACCUAUGUCCAUAGAAACUACAGAGCCUGAACACUCCUGGUCCUGGUCCUGGUUCUGGUUCUGGUUCUGGCACAACCAGCAGUGACUCCAUAUCUUCCUCCUGUUCCAGUUGUUCUGACUUACUGCCGUAACAACCCGAAACCAAAAGUUACACAGUGCGAGAACUGUGGAAUGAACUCAACUCAGUGUAUUAUCAAAAUGCUAAUAAAACUUUUAUUUUAAGGUAGAAAAGUUACAUAAUGUUGCUUUAAAGUGGCUAAAAUCAACAUGUUUAUCAUUACAACACAACUGUACUCGCUCUGACAGCUCUCAUAGCGCCGUUUAUAGCGAUAUCAGGGAGCUGUUUGCAGAGAAAAAGCUGCACACUACCUGCUCAGCAGCAAACAGCAGAUUUCCCUCAAAUGAAUCAUAAUGUUGCUCUGUAACUGCUGGAUGUGUAAAUAAGCAACUGUUUGCAAACAAGUUCAACAUAUUAACUUAAAAGUUGAUAUAAUGUGUUAAAGUGUUUGUUUCUGCUGGUCAAAAAACAAAACUGCUAAAAUCUUAUGAAUAAUAAAGCCAAAAAUAUUCAGUCAGACAGCUAAAAUAAACUCCUCUGCUUCAGUUUAUUAUCUGUAAAUACAGUAUUCACAUCCACACACACACAUCCACACACACACACACACGCAUCUACAGUGGGUGUAUUAAAGGGAUUGUUCAACAUUUUGGGAAAUAACGUUAAAGUUAUAAGCUGAAUAAAAAAUGUCAAACCGUGACAGUAAAAGACUAAAUAUAAUAAAAUAAUAAUUAAGAAUAAUAAAAUGUUUAUAUUACAGACUGUAAUAAAUCUCAUGGCAAAAAAAACUUUUUAUACAGCAUUUAUAUGGUAUUUUUAAACGGUAAAACUGUUUCUUUUGAUGGUAAAAACUUGUAUUUAUACAAUAAAAACUGGAAUAAAACCAUAAAAUCAUCAGUACUAAUAUAUCCUUUUAUUUUCUGCUGUAAAAAUAAAAACAUAAAGACUGUAAACAGAUAAACAGGCAGCCUGGUUCUGUCCAAACACCUAUAACACUCAUUAUUCACAUAACUAUAAUAUAAUAUGUCGUCUGUUUCCAGUCUUUAUGUUAAGCUAAACUAACCCGCUGCUGGUUUGUAGCUUCUGAUUAACAUACAGACAGAAGUGGCAAAAGUACAAACACUGUUUUGUCACCUUCGGGUGAAACGAUGCAAAAAUAUUAAUAAUAAUAGUUGAUAUUUCCCCUCAGAUGCAUUAAAACUACAGUAAAGAGCCUGUUUUUGAACGUGUAACCAGUAGAAAAUGCAGAUAUUUGUGUAAAAAUGUAGCCGGAUGAAAGUAAAAAGUUGCCAGAAAAACAAAAACUCAACUACAAAUACCUGAAAAAAGUAACAAAGUAUUUCCCAAAAUGUUUAAACUUUAUCUUUAAAGUCUUUACUGUCAGUAGUUUGGUCCCAAAUCAUAGAACAUGUUACUGAUCUGAGAGCAGCAUUAACAUAAAUAUAUAUAUACGACUGCUACAGCCCUCGUCUGUGUUUUCAUCCCAAAUGUUAACAGUGUUUAAAUAUAUUGAAAAGUACACAAAGUAUUCCCUUUUGUAAUAUUUAUAUUGCGCAGUAAUUUUGAAACUAUGGAAUAAAUAUUAUUUUGACUUUGAAAA